AUGAGGGAAUGGGGAGUUUGGUGCGUCCGCAUGCGAUUUGGCGUGGACAUUGUGGCGCUGGCCAGCGACCUGGUGCACCUGCCAGAGGGCAGCGUGAAUCGCUGCAUCAAGUCUGUGCAGGCCCACCGCUGUGGUGUAGCUGAGGACACCUUAAAGAUGCUGAUCAAGCCUGAUGAGAAGUAUUCGCUGCAGGACACAGCCAGCGGCCUUGAGUCAUGUCUUGCAGCAUGGGGUCCGGAGGAUCAGCAGGAUGCUGAUGCUGAACCCGAGCAACCUGGUCGUGACAGCCACCGCGAGAGCCGCGAAAGCCUCGAUUCCGAUGCCCUCAUGCUGGCCAUGGGCACAGACUUUGCACAUCGCAAUCUGAAAAGAAAAUGGAAUCUGGCCGAGCACGGCUCCUUCGCAGUGCAGUCAAUUCUUGUCCGGCGCUGGUACACACGGGUCGCGAUGCUUUUUCCUGUCUUCCACCCAUGGACUGUGCUUGUGCGGAUGAGUCUUCUGACGCCCAGAAAAGUCCGUGUCUCUCUGAUCUUUCUCAAGUUUGUCACAGCAGCUGCCACAAAUGCCCUGUUUUUUGCAAGCAACUCCCCGUUGCCGGACUCUGAUCCCCGAUGCUUCGAGCCCGAAAACCUCUUUGCAGCGCUUGUGCAGACAGCUGUGGUGGGUAUCAGCUCCGCCCUUUUGGGAGACUUCAUGGUAUUCAUCCUCUUCCGCAUUCAGGCUCUGAGGCCAGUGAGGAAGAUAGCAUGGACCUCAUCUCUGCGAGCUCGGCAACGAAUGAAGUGGCGCUUCCGACUUUGGUUAUUUUGGUUUCUCUGGUUGCCUUACACGAUCUUCUGCAUUUUGUACGUGGCAUUGUUUCUGGCAAACGUCCGACUUGUCGAUGCGCAUGAUUGGUUCGCAUGCACUGGGGUGAGUCUCUUGCAGGACAUUGUGCUGCUGCCUGCCGGCUGUGCUUUGGUGCUGGGUACGCUUGCUUCCUUGGCGCUGGCCAGCACACGGAUUCGCAAAAAAGUGGAGACUCGAUGGGUUCAGAAGGACCAGCAACACACGGCUUCUAUCGAGGCUGCGCCAGCGGCAGAAGAAGCUCAACGCCCCUCUGACGGCGUGGAUGAUGAGGUGGAGGGGCUGUUCCAAAGUCCGGGAGUGCCCAGCGAAGGUGAGCGAGGUCCCCCACGCCGGGGCCCAAUCCAGCCGGCGCGUCUGCUCGCAACAAGUGGCGAGGCAGAUGUGCAAUGUCAGUCCGAUGCUAUGGACGAGGUGGAGGAGCUGUUCCGAACUCCGCAGGGGCCUAGCGAAGGUGUCCGACCUCCCCCGCGCCUGGGCCCAGUGCAGCCAGCGCGGCUGCCCGCAACGAGCGGCGAGGUCCGGAUCCCCACCGGCCGAGCGCAG
Messenger RNA from Symbiodinium pilosum, 1392 nucleotides. Lineage: Eukaryota; Dinophyceae; Suessiales; Symbiodiniaceae. The record is from the annotation of a GenBank genome assembly.